Messenger RNA from Sphaerulina musiva SO2202, 1284 nucleotides. RefSeq lists its product as uncharacterized. Lineage: Eukaryota; Fungi; Ascomycota; Dothideomycetes; Mycosphaerellales; Mycosphaerellaceae. The record is from RefSeq and is a predicted model, not a curated record. The transcript is spliced from 2 exons. The coding region runs from base 1 to 1284 and encodes 427 amino acids.
AUGCCCAUCUCCUGGACCCCCCACAUGGAUCAAAAACUUCUUCUCGCCGUAAUUUCGACUGUCAGACUAGACGCAGAAGUUUUGGUAGAGAAGUGGCGAGAACUUUUUCUUGAUCAGGAUAAAAGUCCGACUAAACGUGCGAUUGUCGAACAUGUUGCCAAGUUGAAGAGGUCAAUGGGGAUUGGAGGGGUCAAGCAAGGGAAAGUGAAAGUGAAAGUGAAGGGCGAUGAGGUGCAGGAGGAAGAGGAGGAGGAUGAUGGGUUGGGGAAUUUUGGAAACAGUGGGAAGAAGGAGAAGUUGAAGAAGAUGAAAGGUACGGUAACCUCGUCUGGUACUCUCACUAGAUUGCGCGGUAAAGGUCCUCAGGGAAAGGGUCAAAUGUCGAGCAGAUUUACUCGUGACAUGACUGAUGAUGAGUUGGACGAUGAGCAUGACUUGGAAGAAUCACGCAUCAAGAAUGAAGAUGCCGAGUAUGCCAGUCUGCCAUUCACUGCGAUGAUGGCAGAUGAUGAUACGCCAUGUCCGACGCCAAGAAGUACGAAAGUUUGGGGUUCAAUUCCAUGGAUGUUUGACGAGGAAGAAGAUGAAGAAGAAGCAGAAACAGAAAGAGACGACUGCAAUACAGCUGUCCCACUCCCUCGAAGCGUCGAAGAAGUUGCAACCAAGAUUCUCAGACCUUCGACACUACCACUACUAUCCUCCUCCUCCUUCUCGACUAAGGAAGACGACACUCCAAGAUCGACAAAGCGCAGCAAAACAAUUCAUCAAGAGAAGAGUAGUCGUGGCAUUAUUACCUCGACUGCAACUUUCCCGAAGAACACAACGUCGUCUUCUACUUCUACUCCUACUACUUAUUCGACCAUGUCAUCUCCUCCCAACCCCUCCUCUUUUGCCACCACCACCAUAUUCCAGGAGAAGGAAGAGUUUGAUAAACAGCAAGACCCCGAUGCUAAUUCUCACUCCAAUGACCUUUUUGUCAGUCCCUUCUGGGAGACCGCUCAAGCUGAGAGUACUGCGACUUCUACAGGAGAAGCAUCGUCCUCGGUGAAGAUGAAGAUGAAGAAGAUGAUGAAGGAAAGGGAGAAGAAGAGAUCUUAUCACUUCACCGAUGUAGAUGCUGCUUACUGUUCGAGGGGAAAUAAGAAAGUAAAGCGGUCGAAUGAUGAUGAUGAUGAUGAUGAUGUCGGCGGAGGAAGUAGCAGCAGCAGUAAGGUGGGAGGAAGAGGGACAAGGAAGAAGCGUAUUCCACUUGCUGUAUUGGAGGAUUAUCCUGUUGGUCAGUGA